Fonsecaea multimorphosa CBS 102226 is the source of this 1518-nucleotide messenger RNA. RefSeq lists its product as uncharacterized. Bases 1 to 1518 code for a protein of 505 amino acids. The record is from RefSeq and is a predicted model, not a curated record. The transcript has a single exon. Lineage: Eukaryota; Fungi; Ascomycota; Eurotiomycetes; Chaetothyriales; Herpotrichiellaceae.
AUGGAACAUACCACUCUAUAUCCUUUCGACACGCUGCCUCCCGCCACUCGCUCUUCCGCCUCUUCGGUCGACACAUCCUCACCCACCGUCUCCAUGUUCUCCAAAGGCCAUUCUUCCCGAGGUUCCAACUCCUCGGCUGCAUCCUCUCCUGUCCCUCGCGAAUCUCUCGACAUGUUCGGAGGCGCCAAGCGGUUGGAAGAUGUCACCGAGGAGCCUCAGGAAAGAGACGAGUCUGACGGUUACACGUUGGUCAACGACGGCACAUGUGACUGGAGUGACUAUGACAAGGCUUUCUCAAGUGAUUACGGCCACGCUUCACCUCCCACCUCCCCGAUACAGCCCGACUGGAUCUUGGCGGCGCCCAAUGACUCUUCAGCCAGCCCCCAGCCUUAUCACACGCCGCGUCGCAGAUCGACAGAAUCGCCCUCUUCAGUACAAGGUCACCGCUUCAGCAGCAAAUUUGGGUCAAUAUCGCGACGGUGGAGGAAUAGAUCGGCCGCUGGACCUCAGCUCUCAAUCGUCACGCACAUGAGCGCUUCCGCUUCUCGCUCAGGGUCCCUAAGCUCUUCGCAGAUCUGCAGUCCGGCUCUGAGUGCCGUCUCCAGGCAUGAAAGUGGCCUUCCGUCGUCCUCAGUCGUGUUGGCGACGAACGAGACUACCUUUGACGCAGAUGUGAGACCAAUAAACAUUGAACAGAAGACGUCACAAGAACACCUCGCCGAGUCGGUACAAGCUACCACACCUCUGUUACCACCCAUGUUCUCCGAGUACUUCGGCAGAGAAGAGCCUGUCCAUUCUCCUCUUCAAUCACCAGCUAUUGCACCUACACCCGCCGUUGUGAGCUCACGACCAUCGUUCGAUGCGCCAUUGUCAUGCAUGCCGUCCCCUCCGUUGUCGACGAAACCUUCGAUGGUUUCCAUGCACUCGAGAUCCCGCGCAAACACGAUGAACAAUUCCCCCUUUGGCGAAAUUCCCCCGUUGCAGCUUCUAGAAGACCCUUCUGAUCCUUGGGCUGUUCGCCUGGGUCAUGCCAACUACACCAUACACCCUGAGCCCUACACACCUGAGACCCUGGACUUGGAUUCUUAUACCGAGUUCCGCAAGAAUUGGGAUCAAGCCCGAACACACUAUGCUAAGCACAUAACGAGGACCGCCGAGCAUUACGGGUCGACUUCCAAAGUCUACAAGCUGACCGAGGAGAAGUGGGCGUCGAUUGACGACACCUGGAAGCGGCAACACGACCUUAUGAGGACCACCCUGGCCCCGCUUCUGGCUCGCCUAAGCGGUGAUUCAGAGACGCAGGGCUCCACCACGUCGAGUUCUGUGCUCGAAAAACCUCUUACCAGAGUGGCUGUGCCUGUCAUCGACGACAAGAGUGGCAAAUUUCCCAAGCUCGGUGAUGGCGAGAUUGUCGGACCAAUGUCUGUCGCUCCCCCUCGCGACGAAAUAGGGAGUCCACCCGUCUCACCACACAAACGGAAUCUCCUGAGAGUCCUUUCUGACGUCUUUCGCCACUGA